GUGCAUGGUCCGUACGCAUAUUCAGAAUACACGAUACGACUUAGGACUGAACCACGGCGUUCUGAGCUCUCAGGAUUCUUCAAUUCUAUCGAGGAAAUACUUCACUUUUUCUUAUAUUUAUCAACCGGUGUGUUUAUCAACUAUGGAGAAUACGCUGAAGACACUAUCGGCGUUAUUAUUAGUGUUACUGGUGGUCUGCUUAACAGGAGUUAGAAGUCAAUGUGGACCCGACCAAUUCAAGUGCGGGAACGGAAAAUGUAUCCCACAAAUUUGGACUUGUGACCAGGAAGACGAUUGCGGCGAUUCUUCUGAUGAAGCUGACUGUCCACCCAGAACAUGUAGUUCUACAGAGUUUGAAUGCAGGAGUGAGCACUGUAUCCCAGGAAGAUGGCAUUGCGACGGUGAUCUAGAUUGCGCUGAUGGUUCCGAUGAGGACGCCUCUCGAUGUGCCCAAAAGACCUGUCGAGCCGACCAGUUUAGUUGUGGUGAGAGUAGCACCUGCAUCCCUAGGGGCUGGGUUUGCGAUCAUGAUCUGGACUGCGAAAACGGCCUGGAUGAGAUGGAUUGUGCCGAGGUGACGUGCCCAGCCAACGCGUUCACAUGCAGCAACCAGAAGUGCAUCACGAUCCGCUGGCACUGCGACCACGAAGAUGACUGCGGUGAUAACUCCGACGAGCAAGGUUGUCCGGAGCCCACCUGUGCCCCGACCGAGUUCCGCUGCAACAACUCCUUCUGUAUCCCCCAGCGCUGGGUCUGUGACGGGGACAGUGAUUGCUUGGAUCACUCAGACGAGCCGGCUUCGUGCGAGGCCACGCCCUCCACACCUUGUACUAACAGAGAGUUCGCUUGCUCCAACGGGGAUUGCAUUCACGAAUCGUGGAACUGCGACGGAGAUAGGGACUGUGUUGAUGGAUCCGAUGAACUUGAUUGUAGACUGGAGACUUGCGCCGGCUUCCAGUUUACAUGUGACAAUGGCAUGUGCAUUGAUGGCUCCAAACAAUGCGACUCGGUGCAUGAUUGUGUUGAUGGUUCUGAUGAGACCGGGUGCUCUGUACCUUCUAGUCAAUGUCAAGAGUACACUGAGUUUCAGUGCCCCAGCGGAGUCUGUAUUUCAAUGGACCGAGUCUGUGAUCAGCAGAACGACUGUGGAAGUUGGGAGGACGAACCAACGGGCAACGUUUGCUAUACCAACGAGUGCGAUGUCAACAAAGGUGGUUGCCAUCACGACUGUACCGACCUCCCAAACGGUUUCUACUGCUCGUGUCGUUCCGGCUACGAGCUUAUUGACGGCCGCUGCAACGACAUCAACGAAUGUAAGACCAUCCCUGGUAUCUGUAGUCAGCGCUGCGACAACCUAGAAGGUCACUACAAGUGCACCUGCGACGACGGCUACAUCCUGGAGCACAACACACACUGCCGAGCCACGGGACCUGACCCUCUGAUCUUAUUCGCCAACCGACAUGACAUCCGGUCCUUCGACGUCCAUACCCGACUCUACAGGCCGCUGUACUCCAACCUCGAGAGCGCCGUGGCUUUAGACUUUGAUGUUCAGUCUGAUUCUCUCUUGUGGACUGACGUGGCUGAUGAAAAAAUCUACGUGGGUGAUUUCCAGGCUGGCACGAACAAUCCUAUCGCGCUCAUGGACCGCGUCGAGACUGCUGACGGAAUCGCCAUGGAUUGGAUCUAUCGUAAGGUCUACUGGACCGACACUGGUAACAACUCGGUGGGCGUGACAUGCUUCAACACAGGAGACACGAAGACACUCUAUACUGAAAACAUCGACGAACCAAGAGCAAUUGUCGUGGAUCCAGAAACUGGGUUUAUGUUUUGGACUGAGUGGGGACAGAAGCCGAGCAUCGAGAGGGCAGGCAUGAACGGCAACUUCCGUUCUUCGAUCGUUACUAUCGAGAUACAGUGGCCCAACGGUAUGGCCAUCGACUAUGCAAGUGAGAUGCUGUACUGGAUCGACGCCAAGCUACACACCCUCAGCACCGUAGAUUUCAACGGUAACAACCGCCGCACCAUCCUGGAGAGCCACUCCCUCCUGCCUCACCCGUUCUCCAUCUCCGUCUUCGAGGACCACGUCUACUGGACGGACUGGGAGAGAGAGUGCAUCACGAGAGCGAAUAAAUUCACCGGCAUGGAUCGGGAAACACUCCUGACAACACUCUACUCACCCAUGGAUAUCCAGAUCUACCAUCCGCUCCGUCAGCCAAACCGUACAUCAAACCGUUGUGGAAGCGACAACGGUGGUUGUUCUCACCUCUGCGUCGUAGCUCCCCAUAUCUCGGAGAGCUCAGCUCCAUACACCUGCCUGUGCCCUGACGGCGUAGAUCUCCUUCCAGACAUGCGUACCUGCCGGGGUUCCUUCCCCCAACCACCCCAUGUUCCCGAUGUCUCCACAUCCAAGCCCCAGCCUACCGCCAUUGUCAAACCUACAACCAUGAGCAACGAAAUACUGAAACCGGAUACCAAGACCACAAGUCCCGACGACAACAACAACGUAGUGAAACCAAGACCACAAGAGGGAGACCACGACGGGCCCCCCGUCUUUGUUCCUAUUGCAAUCGGCAUCUUUUUCGUGCUGUGCGUUUUGGUCCUCAUAGCUGUUGUUGUCUACAGGAAAUAUUUCAGAAACUCAAAGCGCACCAUGCAUUUUGACAACCCCGUUUACCGCAAGACGACAGAAAACCAGUUUUGUUUAUCACAGCCUAACGCUUACGAGCACAACCCAGGAGGAGGGAAAGCUUACAAGCCUAUAAUGAAUCCAGAUGAUGUAGCAUAGCCUUCUUUGAGAGUUGAAGAAAACUAGGAUUCGUCAUUGAUGCAAUCGAGCCAGCAUCUUCGCAGGCAUGUUUCUUGUAAAUAAUUAUUGUCUUCACUUGUCGCUAGAAUUAGAAAUUCAAAAUCUAUAAAAAAAAAAAAAGCUAAGAAAAAAAAAAUUAGAGUAGGGUGUAAGCGGUGACACAUGGAGAUUAAGAAUGGUGUGCAAAAAACUUUGAUGCGUUUUUUGUACAUUUGAACAAAGGAAAAAACUUUUUAAAAUUGUGGUUAAAAAGUCUGUAGAGAAUAAUAGAUUAGAAAAUGUUAGAUCAGUUUGUAGGAUAGUCUAGAAAACUUGUGGAAAUUCACUUCAAUUGCAUUGAUGACGAAACUAGGUAAUUUAAGGAACAUAUGUAUUUAUUAUUUGGAAAGGAAUCUAUUUUGGACACAUCAGAGUGCAGUCAACACUGGGAGGAAAUACUCCACAGAACGAGUUUUUAUUUUCGCUUCUUGAAAGAUGCUUUUUUGGGUUUUGUUUGUUAUUGCUCAAAACGGAAGAAAACAAGAUUUAGUUGAAUGUACUUUGAUUUGUAUCAAAUGAAUUGGGGGCGGUGGUGUCGCUGACGUCAUUGCUAUCAUGGAAGAGUUGCGAUGGGGUACCAUGACACGUUCCUCCAUGACCACUCGCUAACCAUGAGGCGGAAGAUUGGAGAACUGAACGAAGAAAACUAAAAAAAGAAAGAAAUACGAGCCCCCUUUAGCCAACUCCUUGCAAUACAAUAAAAUGCUGGUAUAUUACGCUAGGUGCACCAGCGCAAGAAUUGCUAUUGUAUAGUUUAUUAAAAAAAAAAAAAAAAUGUGUUCCUUAUUAUGCAAAUGCAAUGCAAAGAAGUGUUCAUUGUGUAUAGGACGAUUAUUUGUGCGUAAUAAAUUGAAAAGCUCAUUCAAAAGCGGGCAAAUUUCAAGAAAUAUUACCAAAGCAAUGAAAGUUGCAGCACUUUUUGUUGACAGAAUUUAGGCAGCUGAGAUAGUUGUGGGAUAAAAAUGCACCGAUUUAAGUAAUUAAUAGCAUAUCCGAAACACUGCACGCAUGUAAAUAUUUUGUCAGUGUGGGAGGAAAAUUUGAAAUAUAUUAACACUUAAAAUUUGGGGCAAAUAGUAUUGAAAGACACAAAUCUGGUCAUGGUAGUUUUUUGUUUGGCAUUCUGGAGCACUUGGACGGGGUUUCAGAAAUAAAAAACUAGCCAGUAACAAUGAAUCCUAAAGUACAUCUUCUGUUGAGGCAUGUGGUAUGCUGAAAAGUCCAAAAAACUAUGCAGUUAAAGGGUACAGUUUUUUGAAGGGUACAGUUUUUAAACCUGCCAAGCACGGUCGUGCCCUCUAGUCUGGUAGCGAUUAGGCUGUAAAGCAGCACGUCUUUGAUACCUGUACUUGUAUCGACCAGAUCAGUCGAGUACUAACUGUAUUUGGGACUUGUUAUUUAUUAUUACUUUACAUAUUGCAAAUAUUUACAUAUACAUAUUUAUGAUAUAAAUAUAUAUAUAUGUUGUAGGAACAGUCAUACACAGUAGCUUUAUGUAAACAUGCAAAGUCGUUUUUAUUUACCGUGUCCAUGAUAAACAGUUUUUUUUUGGGGGGGGGUGAAAAUCCCAAGUUAUGUUGUUUUCUGGUGGCCCAGAAAGGCCAUCGUAUCUUAUGUAUAUAUAACCGCUUUUUGUUUUUUGUUUCAUAUGUACUCAAAUUUGUAUAUAUUAUAAAAAAGAGAUAUAAUUUUGUAUAAACUGACAUUUAAGUAGUGCCCUGCAUGGAAGGAGGCCCCACAAAAAACCUGACGAUUUUGUCAGAUGUAUUUAUUUUAUUUUACUUUAACUCUUUUUGUUGAAGUUAUUUUCGUACUUUAAUUUACUGCAUGUCAUCUCGCUAGUGUAGAAAUGUACAUGAUUGUGGACGUGCACAGACUGCAGGAGUCUCUUUGAAAUUGAGCAAUAUAUUAGGAGAUUCCUGCAUCUGAAAGUAUACACGUCUCAAUCUCAAGUUGGUAGAUUGUACAUAUGUAAAUAGUGUUGUAGGUACAUAUUAAAAAAAAAACAUCAGCAUUGCUAGUUGGUGACCAAAAAAAUGUAAAAAAACAAAAACCAGUAAAAAAAAUUAGAAUUAGAGUUUAGGAACCUUAGUGUUGAUGUAGGUGUAUAAAAGAGUGUAUCAAGAACUUGUGAAUAUUGUAUUUAUCAGGAAAUCGGAACCUUAAAUAUGACAAAGAGUUUGUAAACGUUGGAAUUCUCGGAGGUGAAGCAGCAAUGUUUCUGGACUGGCUGUUCAAAAACAAGCAGAAAUAUCUUCACUUUUGAAAGUUUGCAACAUCUUUUCAUGAGGGAGUUCAUCAUUCCGAUGGCUGUAUAUAAUAACUCCAAAAAUAUUUAGACCUGGGUCUGUUUUAUUCUUUUCUCUCUUUUUUUUCCCUUCAUUUUUCCCCCUACAAAGUUAUCCUCUCUGUGAAGAGGCCAAGAAAGUUAAUUUUAAGCAGCUCAGAUAAUUCCGAAAAGGAUGAAGAUUUUACUUUAUUCAUAACCAAGCAAAAACAGAUGUAUUUUUUGUUUGUUUAUUCAGGACAUUUUUCAGUUUUUUUUUUGUUUCAUUUGAUGAUAGAAAUUACCCAGAAAAGAGUUUUCUCUGCUCGCUCCGAAUGAUGCGAUUAGUAAGACCAACUAGCCAGAGAGGAAAAGAAAGUAUUUUAAUUUAUGUUUCUUUGUUUCUGAUUUUGAUGUUGUAAUAGUCUUAUAUUUAUUUAGAAAUGUGAUGUAGGAUUCAAUGUAAGAAGAAAGUGCACUUUUACAUCCAAGAACAUUUCUGUUUGGUAUUUUUAGGCGAUUUGGUUUUUUUCUUCAAUUCAGUCCACUUGAAAUCAAUACUUUGUGUUGAAAUUAAUUUGCACUUUUCAUGUCGAAAUUAUCAACUUGAAUGUUCAGUUGGGAAAACAAUGACAUUUAAGUUCUGAGCGAAAACAAAGGGUUAUACAUUUCAAGAAGCGAUUCCAAAGGUCUGUUUAUAUGUACAAAGAUAUUUGAUACACAGUGUUUGGAUGUAAAUGAUCAUUUUCCUGAGCAUUUUUUGACUAUUGUAGGGAAAAGCAAAGCAAUGUUGUGCCGCAUUUUGUGAAGAGAAUUGUGCUUAUUUAUUGUGAUACCAAUGUAAGAGGUACGUUUGACUGUACACGCACGAGUCCGUUGGCAGUGUCAAAGUUGUUUUUAUAAACUUGAAAAAAAAUUGGAUGCAACGUUUCUGAUUAUGCGUAGUUUAAGGUUGUAGCAUUUUUGAAAAGUUAAUGUGCUCAAAUGGUAGGGAAAAAACCGAACUGCCUUUAAUUGUUAACCAUCAUUAGGUAAUUGAAACGUCUAGUACCCAGACUGCAGCAGUGUAGACAUAGAAUUAUGAAAAGUAGUCCGGGUCAUUUAUGGCACAAUCCAAACGUACCGUGUUCCGUUCAGUCGGUUUUAACUGUCGUAAUUCCAAGUGUGUGUAGUAAAAAUUGAUCCUUGAAGAUUUGCAGAUUUUACGGCUUCUGCUUCAAAGCACAUUCAAUGUCACUUGUGUGCAUUGUGCUUAAUCAUAAGGGUACAAUUUGCAUUUCUGAAGCACACUAUAAACGUUGAUACCCUCCUUUUUUGAAAAAAAAACCACUUCGUAAAAUCUCGGAAGUUGUACAAUUUAUGUCAAAACCGCAAUAUGCAGGAACAGAAUUUUAUGCUGGUAGAAAUAUGUCAUGUGGUGUUUGAGAAUUGCUGACCACAAUAAUGCGAGAAAUCUCGUUUAAUGUGUUGUAAAUGUUUCGUGUUUUUGCUGAAUGUUAACCGUAAAUCCAACCAUAUGCACUUCACAUGUUUUGGUACCUAACUUAGACAAUAAUUCUAAUUUCUAUGGUCGUUUCACAAACUUCAUUGAAAAAAAGACUCCUGAAAUUCCCAAUCGAGAAUUUUCUCUGCUAGCCGAGUUACAUUUUACGGAGCCUUGAGCUGGCAAAUAAAAUUCUUCUCUUUUGUCCGAGUUGUUAAGGUACCAGCUUAUAUAAACGCCUACUAUGUAUAAAAGU
Molecule: messenger RNA, 6850 nt
Organism: Patiria miniata (bat star)
Lineage: Eukaryota; Metazoa; Echinodermata; Asteroidea; Valvatida; Asterinidae
Product: very low-density lipoprotein receptor-like
Exons: 13
Coding region: 5-2785 (926 amino acids)
Molecular function (GO): protein binding; calcium ion binding
Source: RefSeq, a predicted model, not a curated record